This is a messenger RNA of Melampsora larici-populina 98AG31, 1119 nucleotides long. RefSeq lists its product as uncharacterized. The transcript has 2 exons. Gene Ontology annotation, molecular function: nickel cation binding. NCBI's taxonomy places the organism in Eukaryota, Fungi, Basidiomycota, Pucciniomycetes, Pucciniales, Melampsoraceae. The record is from RefSeq and is a predicted model, not a curated record. Bases 1 to 1119 code for a protein of 372 amino acids.
AUGUUUAAAGUUGAAGAACGAAUCGAACCAGGAAAUGGAAUGAUUCGAAUAACUUCCAAAUCUUAUACCGAAGACUCAAACUCAAUCAACACCAAGCAAAUCAAAACCGAUUUAUCUAUCCUUAAAUUUAGUUAUCCAUUAAAAUUAAUUCCAAUUAAAUCAUAUAUAACCCGAACAGAAUCAAAGAAUGAAGAUUCAGAAGAAAUGAAGAGUUUAGCGGUAGAAGAAGAAAGAGAGAUUCAAAGGAUAUAUAUCUUGAGUUAUGGUGGAGGAAUGGUCAAUGGAGAUUUAAUUAAAUUAAGAAUCGAAUUAGAAGAAGAAACUGGAUUAGUUUUACUUACUCAAGGUUCUACAAAAGUUUUCAAACAAUUCGAACCGAAACAGAACUCGAUGACUCCAUUCAAACUUAAAUCAAUCAAAUCAAAACAAAUCAUCACAGUGAACUUGAAAGCCAAUUCGAUUUUAAUCAGUUUACCAUCACCUAUUACUACUUACAAAUCUUCUAACUUUUCACAAUCACAAUCCUUCAGAUUAGCUAAUCAAACGUGUUCUUUAUUAAUCUUAGAUUGGUUAACAACUGGUAGAAAACAUUUCAAAAAACCAACCAAACACCCAUCAGAAUCAGAAAGUAAAGAAGAAGGUAAAGAAGGUAAAGGAGAAGAAUGGGAAUUCGAACAAUACAAAUCGAUCAACUCAUUUUAUCUCCAAGACACAUUAAUCCUAAAAGAUUCACUAACCUUACGACCAUCCCAAGAGAACGGAACCUCAAGCCACCAAAGAUUUUCAAUUCUACUCACAAUUUAUUUGAUAACUUCUUCAUUAAGCUCUCAUGAAACUUUACAUUCCCUACACCAUCAUUUCGAAAGCUUACAACAAUCAACUAAACCAACUCAUAUUGUCAAUCAUCAUUCUAAUACUCAUCAACCUGAUCAAUUGGUUUGGUCAUAUACUCAAAUCCCAUUAGAUUCAGUAGAUCAAACCUUGAAUGAUGGAAUCAAGAUCGGAUUAAUUAAGUGUAUUGGAAACGAUUACAUUGAAAUCAAUCAAUGGGUUUCCCAAAACUUGACUUCCAUUCAACCUUUAAUCGGUUUAGAUCUUUAUCAAAAUGCAUUUCGAUAA